Saccharomycodes ludwigii is the source of this 1281-nucleotide messenger RNA. It is a transcript of the gene LSC2, whose product is annotated as succinate--CoA ligase (GDP-forming) subunit beta. The transcript has a single exon. NCBI's taxonomy places the organism in Eukaryota, Fungi, Ascomycota, Saccharomycetes, Saccharomycodales, Saccharomycodaceae. Gene Ontology annotation, molecular function: ATP binding; succinate-CoA ligase (ADP-forming) activity. Gene Ontology annotation, cellular component: succinate-CoA ligase complex; mitochondrion. Gene Ontology annotation, biological process: tricarboxylic acid cycle; succinyl-CoA metabolic process. The record is from RefSeq and is a predicted model, not a curated record. Bases 1 to 1281 code for a protein of 426 amino acids.
AUGUUGAGACUUACUACUAAAUCUACAACAAAGAAUUUAUUAACCUCCAGUAAGGUUAUCACAAGAAACUUAUCCAUCCAUGAGUACCGUUCAGCCCAAUUGUUAAAUGAGUACAAAGUCGGUACCCCAAAAGGUUACCCAGCUCACAAUGCAAGAGAAGCCUCCGAAGCUGUCAGUAGAUUGUUCAAGGAACAUCCUCAAACUGCUAAGGAUGGUGUAGUUGUCAAGGCUCAAGCUUUGACUGGUGGUAGAGGUAAAGGUCACUUUGACACUGGUUUGAAGAGUGGUGUCCACUUCGUAUCUACUGCUAAAGAAGCUGAAUCUUUAGCUUCUCAAAUGAUUAACCAUAAAUUAAUCACCAAACAAACUGGGGAAAAAGGUAAAAAAGUCAGUGCUGUUUUUGUUGUUGAAAAAGUUAAGGCUUUACAUGAAGCUUAUUUGAGUAUUUUAAUGGAUAGAACUUCCAAGAAACCAUUAAUUAUUUGUUGUAGUGAAGGUGGUAUGAACAUUGAAGAAGUUGCCAAACAAAAACCAGACGCCAUCAAGAAGUUCUACUUAGACCCUAUUAAGGGGUUGACUGAUGAUGUUGCUUUAAACAUUGCCAAGUCCUUAGGCUUUGAUUCCAAAGUUUACAAGGAAGCUGCUGAAAAUGUCCAAAAGUUAUACAAGAUCUUUACUGAAAGAGAUGCUACACAAAUCGAAAUCAACCCAUUCUCCCAAGUCGAGGAAGUUGAUGGCCACCAAGUCAUGUGUAUGGAUGCCAAGUUUGGAUUUGAUGAUAACGCAGCCUACAGACAACAAGAAAUUUACUCCUGGAGAGAUAUUUCUCAAGAAGAUCCAGAUGAAGUCAUUGCUAAGGAGAAUGACUUAAAUUUCGUUAAGUUAAAGGGUAAUAUUGGUUUAUUAGUCAAUGGUGCUGGUUUGGCUAUGGCAACAAUGGAUGUUAUCCACUUGUAUGGUGGUAGCCCAGCCAAUUUCUUAGAUUGUGGUGGUGGUGCUACUCCAAAAACAAUUGAAACCGCUUUUAGAUUGAUUUUGACUAACCCUGACGUCAAGGCCAUUUUCGUCAAUAUCUUUGGUGGUAUUGUUAGAUGUGAUUAUGUUGCUGCUGGGUUGGUUGCUGCCUCCAAGAGCUUGGAUGUUAAAAUCCCUAUUGUUGCUAGAUUGCAAGGUACUAAGUUGGCUGAAGGUCAAAAAAUUAUUAAAGAAAGUGGUUUGAAGAUCUACUCCUAUAGUGAUUUGGAUCCAGCUGCCAAGAAGGUUGUUGAAUUUGUCAAAUGA